UAAUCAUUUUUGUUAUAUCGCUUCCUGGGUAAACAACUAAAUCCGAUUACAACGACAGCCCCACAUAACUCUAUAUUUAAAUAAAAAAUACUUUGAAAAAUCGGAAUCUAAAUUUUCUUCUAUCAAAGUUAUCAUUGAACGGUUUAAUCGAUAUUUACUCAAUAUUUUUAUUACCGUUGAAAACGGUCAUGCAGAAAUCAAAUUUAACUAAAUGAGUUCACCCAAUUUUUUAAAUCAAUCGGGAAACAGUUCGUUUAUAGACUUAUUAGUGGACAAUCAACCAUCUCCGAGCCAAAAUUCUUCAAGCCUAUUCACGCAGCGAAACCAAAGCCAUUCGUUUCGGAUUUCACGAGAACAAAAGACGCCACUUUGCGAGAACAGCCGGCUGAAUUGUUGUCUUCCGAGUGCGAAUAGUUUGUUCACGAGCAGCGCCGAACACUUGUCGGAGAACGUAAGCUUGACGAAUAGCUCGCUGCUAUUUGAAGAUUUACUGGAUCAAGAAAAUUCAGAGGAUUUUCACUCGCCGAACUUAGAAGACUACAUACCUGAUCUAUCAAAUCCAGUCGUUAAUCCAACCAACCAAUCAGCAAGCUUCAAAACCGAACACGAGGACAACCACGCGCCAAGUUCGUCAUUCGGAAAUAAACACGAACGGGAGUACGUCGAAAAUAAAGAGUCGUUUCGGGUAAGCAAAAAGAACAAAUCGAUCACGCCGCACAGGUUAAUUGAAAAGCGAAGACGAGACAGAAUUAAUCAGAGUUUGCAGGAACUGAAAUCCCUUGUAUUGCCGGCUGCACACACGAAGUCAAAACUGGAUAAAGCGGAUAUUCUGAAGCUCACUAUUGACCAUAUCAAAAUGCUACACGAACACAACAAAGAAAACGAUCUUCCCGCGAGAGCUGAAGCUUCAACUUCUAACCAAUCACAAUCGAGCAAAUUUGAGGCCCAUUCGUCUACGGCAUACGUGGGCCAACACAUCAUGCUCGGGUAUAUGGAUUGUCACCAAGAAGCGAUCGACUUUUUAACUCAAGAAGCAAAUUUACCAGCGGACCAUCCAAUAAUCAAGCAACUUAACACACAUCUUCUAAAACAGCAACAGAAUUUAGAUCUGGUCGCAAUGGAAAGAAAUUUACAAUUCGCUCAGGAGUUGCGUAAUGUCGCUGAAAUGAACUCCAGCCCUAAUUUUGACAGCCAGUUACAAAUUGCGGAAAGUUCCGUUGAACAGGUGAAAACCGAACCAAUUAUGUCAUUAAGUACGAUUACGUCAUCGACGCCUGAAAACACACCAGAAGCAAAAAUGAUUUCAUUGGCCAAUAAUUACCCGACAACGCGCAACGGAACCAACAAAAGCGUGCAGUUUGGACCGGUAGCGGAAACAUAUUUAUCGUCGUGCCAUUUAACGAAUGGUGUAGUUUCGGCAACUGUUCAAACGACUCCCAAGAUCCGACAAAAACCGAAAAUUCCAACCCCCGAAAUGUUGCCCUCGUUUCCAAUUUUUGCCAUGCCGUAUUUAUCGCCCAGUCAAAUGAUAACAGCGGAACAUAACAACUCGAUUUAUUCGGUUAAUUAGUGAACUCUAAAAUUGUAUCUAUGAAUGAAUAUAUAUUUAUGUACUGUUCCAUAUUUGGGUUGCUGUAUGAAGCUUAGUUAGAUAGAUAGUUUACUCGUUUGUCCAGAAUUCGUGUACAAGUUUAUAGAUUAAUGGGUUGCGUGAUUUUAUUAAUUUU
Symsagittifera roscoffensis is the source of this 1727-nucleotide messenger RNA. RefSeq names its product hairy/enhancer-of-split related with YRPW motif protein 1-like. NCBI's taxonomy places the organism in Eukaryota, Metazoa, Xenacoelomorpha, Acoela, Convolutidae. Gene Ontology annotation, biological process: regulation of transcription by RNA polymerase II. Bases 212 to 1570 code for a protein of 452 amino acids. Gene Ontology annotation, cellular component: nucleus. The record is from RefSeq and is a predicted model, not a curated record. The transcript is spliced from 4 exons. Gene Ontology annotation, molecular function: DNA-binding transcription factor activity, RNA polymerase II-specific; protein dimerization activity; RNA polymerase II cis-regulatory region sequence-specific DNA binding.